Messenger RNA from Euleptes europaea (tarantolino), 939 nucleotides. It is a transcript of the gene FKBP11, whose product is annotated as FKBP prolyl isomerase 11. Bases 1 to 939 code for a protein of 312 amino acids. The record is from RefSeq and is a predicted model, not a curated record. The transcript is spliced from 6 exons. NCBI's taxonomy places the organism in Eukaryota, Metazoa, Chordata, Lepidosauria, Squamata, Sphaerodactylidae. Gene Ontology annotation, molecular function: peptidyl-prolyl cis-trans isomerase activity. Gene Ontology annotation, biological process: protein peptidyl-prolyl isomerization.
AUGGCGCCCAGGGGGUGGCCCUCCCUUCCCGCAGCACCUUGCCUGGAACCUAGCCUUUCACGUGAAAGCCACACCGAAAACCCACGCGAGAGUGCUGCAGCGGCCCAGACCCCAGUCGAUCAGCACGCGGAUCCCCAUCCCGCAGGUCGCCUGCCGCGGGAAAGGCCCAGUUCCCCGAGGGCCCCCUGCCGGCUCGGCCCUCUGGGGCGGGGAAGCGGGCGGCAGGAGGCGGCGCCAGGAGGCCCCCCGGCCUUCGGGACCAGCCCGCCGCCAGCUGCCGCCGUCCCCGGCCACAGGCCCGCUGCGCCCUCGCCGCCCGCUCGCAACAUGCGCCCUCGCCGCAGCCUCCUCUUCUGCCUCCUGCUGCUGCUGGGCUGGGGGUCGACCAGCCGGGAGCAGGAGGAGGGAGCAGCAGAGAGCGAAAGCGAAGCGGAGCUCAGGACGCUGCAGCUGCAGACCUUGGUGGCGGCCCCCCCGGGUUGCGCGGAGCACUCAGCGACGGGCGACACGGUUCAGAUCCAUUACACGGGCACCCUCAAAGAUGGCCGUAUAAUUGAUAGUUCACUUUCCCGUGAUCCACUGCAAGUAGAGCUGGGCAAAAGACAAGUCAUCCCUGGCUUGGAACAGGGUCUGCUGGACAUGUGUGUUGGGGAAAAACGGAAAGUUAUUAUCCCCCCUCACUUGGCAUAUGGCAAACGAGGCUCCCCGCCUGCUGUUCCAGCUGAUGCAGUCCUGCAGUUUGAGGUGGAACUGGUAGGGCUCUCCAGAGCGAGUUACUGGCAGAAGCUGUUGAAUGAUGUGCUGCCCCUACUAUGCAUUGGGCUUGUCCCAGCACUUCUGGGACUUAUUGGCUACCACCUCUAUCAGAAGGCCAGGACCCCCUGCAUCUCCAAGAAGAGACUGAAGGAUGAGAAGAGGAACAAAGCCAAGAAGAAAUAA